Messenger RNA from Polyodon spathula (Mississippi paddlefish), 2043 nucleotides. RefSeq names its product fibrinogen-like protein 1-like protein. The transcript has 2 exons. NCBI's taxonomy places the organism in Eukaryota, Metazoa, Chordata, Actinopteri, Acipenseriformes, Polyodontidae. The record is from RefSeq and is a predicted model, not a curated record. Bases 3 to 842 code for a protein of 279 amino acids.
GAAUGGAUAUAAGGCAGUGUUUGCAGUUGGUGCUGUUUGCAUUUCUGCCCUGUGUGGCUGUGGCACAAGUUGAACCAUCUCUUGUAGAAAAUGCACAUCUCCUCUCUCCAGAAGAAUACAAAUUGGUUUUGAAUUUAGAACAAAAAGAUUAUCCAAGUGACUGCUACGAGGCCUUGCAGCGCUCUGAUGGUGUCUCCCAGGAUGGUGUCUACGUGAUCAAGCCAAUGAAAUCCCACAUUGUGGUAUUCUGUGACAUGCUGAAUGGCGGCUGGACUGUUAUCCAGCAUAUCACCGUAAACAGUAGCGUGGACUUCGACAGGACCUGGCACGAUUACAAGCUGGGCUUCGGGGCAGUGAGUGGAGACCACUGGCUUGGGAACGAGUACCUAUACCAAAUAACCAACAAGGGCGGGAGAUACAAGCUGGGAAUCAAACUGGUUGACAUGGACGCUGGAACCAAGGCUGGGGAGUAUGAUCCUUUCUGUGUGGAAGGAGAGGAAACUCAGUAUAAGAUCCGCUUGGGUCUGUAUGAGGGGGCUGCAGUGGAUGCUCUUACGCAGGAUACAGAGGCAUAUCUCCAUGACAACCAGAAGUUCACCACCAAAGACAGAGACAACGAUAACUACUACCAGAACUGUGCCCAGCUGGAGUAUCUCGGAGUGCCGGGGGGUGGCUGGUGGUACGACGCCUGUGCCGGCGCCAACCUCAAUCGUAGGAAUGUAAUUUAUUGGCAGAAAGACUGCAACAAGGAACACCUCUGCAAGUAUGCCUGGAUGAUGGUGAAGCCCACUGAGUAUAUGAAGAUGACCAAGCCUGGAAACUGUCGUCGUGAUGAAUUGUGAUGCAAACUAAAACUGAAUAUUUAACUUGUUAAUGAAUCCCUUGUGAAAGUUUACCACAGUAUAUUUGCGCUGUAUUUUUAAAAAAGAUUUCCAGUGCUUUUUCGAUGGCUAUACUAUGCAAUUACCAUAGUUUAAAAUGAUUUGCCAUUUUUUUUUAAAUUUGCUUUACCAUACCUCUCUGUGCUUUGCACUGCUUACCUAUGCUUUACCAUGCUUUCACUGAGCUUUAGCACAUCUUUUACUUUACCUUUUAAACUUUAAUAAAGAAUGAUUGGGUCUGUCAUCCAAGGUACAUUUUGAAAAAUCAAAGUGUACCCCGGUUGAGACAAAUCUAUCGUUUUGUACCUCGCCCUCCUAUUUCAAAUGUCUUGUAUCUUGUUAUGAGUCGUUUCCGCAUCCCUUUGUUAUAACAUUUGUCAGACUUACAGAUUGUAGCAGAGGUGCCAUAGUGGGAGAGAAUGUGUGAGAUCGGUCUGUUUUACUUCUUUAAAUAUUUUUGGAUUUUUCAGUGAUUUAUGCGUCAAUAUGGGCGAUAAUAAUGAUCAGGAGGCGAGUAUUUUGUGAUGAUGUCGUUGGAGUAAGUAUUAUCUUGUCUACAGUGAUAUAUUCUGCCUUUAUCUCCCUCCCCUUUCUCAUCAUAUCGGCCGCUGCACAUGUCUGAAUGCUUUUACGAUAAUCAAGCAAUUCACCCUGAGCCACACCAUUUUGAUCGCAGGUGACAGUGUUGGGAAAUUGGAAUGCACGUGCCAUGCCUGAGCAGAAAUUAAUGGUCUGCAGCAAAUGCUACUUCUCAUGAAAUUUGAAAAGCCGUUUGUCUAUCUCCGCAGGCAGCAAUAUACUUGCUCAUCUUCUGAGUGGCUCACCUGGUAAAAGCACAGCCAUGUGGUGUGUGAAAUCGUCAGCCUUCACUGGGGUAACACAAGAUACAGUUAAUUAAGAAACAACAUAGUUUGUACAGACAUCCCAUUACAAAAUGCCAGUCUUGAAAGAUUAACAGUAUGUUUGGGUAUAUCAUACAUUUAAUGAAUUAUUUUUUUCAAUUCAAACUUAGCUGUAGGGAAUUAGCCAAUUUGUUUAAAAUACUAUAUGAAAGCUGCCAAUUAAUGUAACUUUUAUGUGACUGUUCCUUAAAUAGUUGAUGGUAAAUGCACUAUGCUAAAGCCAUGUGGUUUUUUGUAUACUGUGAGAUUCCAUAAUUAUA